UGUUUAUACAGUUGCGGUAUUUCCUUAGUGGAAUCUUCAUUAUCCCUCAACUUGCAAACCGGAAGCGUUUUACAGUCGAACUGUGUGUUUUGGUGCCAUCAGGCAUUGCCAGGUACCGAUGAACUGUCUGCACAACCGUAGUAAACAGUUUAGGUUCCUUUCAUCUCACUAGGGCGGGUCCAUUCUUCUGUCAAUGCUACAGGGAUACCAAGAUGGAAAUGCAGGGGCUCUCCGAUGCCCAAAACAUUCACUCGCAACAUGGCGACGCACGCACAAAGACGCAGUCUGCUUUGGGACCAGUUAGUGGGGGAAUACAUCGUUUUCUUUCCCCGGAAAAUGAAGCGGAACUACGACUGGAAUCGCCUGAAUUUGGAAAUGACAACAGCAGAGUCAGAGCGAGGCUAUCCCCGCUUCGCCUACUGGCGGAGAACGGUAGCGAGGUGGCUUUUUCGCCUUUCAACAAGCUGCAACUCGGCGACAAAAACGGUGUUUUGGAUCGCGGACAGACCGAAGCACUCCGUAACGUGAACACGGAGCAAGAGGGCGAGAACAUUGAUAUCGUAAGCACGUCGAACUUUGGCAUUUCUGGCCAGAGAAGCGGAGCGGAGAACCUGGACUCGAUAAUGCAAAUGGCGCUGCUUACACCAGAAGGGGAAGAGGAACCGACGCGACAUCAGCGGCUAACAUUACCAAUGCCAGUUUUACUGCAUCCGCGUGGGAACGGAGCGCCCAAGCAGCCGUCGGUCGGCGGCCGUAACGACACCGGAGCGGAGGGAAAGGAAAGCAAAAACAACGCUCAAGAACUAUAUGUAGUUUUCAAUGUAUUUCAGGAGGAUAGAAAUGGCGACCGGCUGAGCUCGUCGUCUAAAAUUUGGGACAAAAUGAAAAGACGAGGACUUGAGAGCUCGAAAGCUACUAAUGUGGAGCUCGGAAACGCUGGUAAAGCUGUCGGCUGUUCCAACGAACUCCCGAAUCGGCUAGAUUCUCAAUGUUUGAAAAAACCGGAGGAGAUGGAUUAUUUGGUCGAGGGCUCUUCAGCCAAGGUAGGACCUAAGCAAGUGGACAAUUACCAUACUGUCGAAGACGCUGUUUUGGCGGACACGUACGACGAGGAGGUAUGUGCCCAGAUGUGUACCGAGACAAAUGAAGAAAAUGCAUUGCGAGACCUGUCGUUUCAGGAACGGAAUGAUGAUUUAAUUUCUACAAAUUUGGACAUUGUGGAAACUAUGGAGGCCUCGCAGUUAAUUUUAGACUCUGCUCAUGUGGAUGCAAACUCUACCAGUCUUUCCUCGGGUCUGCAAACAAAUGAAACAUUUUCUGGAACUCUUAUGAUAAACAAUCAAACCAUAAUAGUGACCAUAGAUAACGGAACCUUGACUUUGGCAGCUCCAACUGAAGAAUAUGUUCACAGAGAGGAUGAUUUGGUGAGUUUAAAAGAGCAUUUGGGAGUGAAGGAUCAUGAAGAUAUUGUUCUUCUCAACUAUGACAGUGGCACUAAAGCAAUUGGGAAGAUCAGUACAUUGGCAGUUUCCAGCCACCAGGAAGAGGCUGGAACAGAGUUGUCUGUAUGUGAUUCGGAGCUGUCUGUCAUGGACAAUAUAUCUUUGCCAAUGCUAAGCACCCCUGUAAACUCCUGUUCUAUUAUUAAGCAGGAGGCUGGUGUCUUGCAUGAAAUAACAGGGGCUGAGGUCACCUCAUCUCCGAAGCCUGCAAUAACAAACAAAGACUCUAAAUGUGGACGGCUGAUAAGGGCCAACAAAGUAAUAGCGGUUUCUUUUACCUGCCCAGAUACAGGGUGCUCGUGUACAUUUGACACGCGACAAAAAUUGAAGGUUCACCUUUUGAACCAUGCUGAAGACCCACGGCCCUACCAAUGCACAGUGGAAGGCUGUGGCUGGGCAUUUGCCACAGCCUACAAACUUAAGCGGCAUCUACAGUCACAUAAUAAGCAACGACCGCAUACCUGUCAUUUUGAAGGCUGUGGCCGUUGUUUCACCACAGUCUACAACCUUAAGGCUCAUACAAAAGUCCACGAGCAGGAGGAUGCCUUUAUCUGUGAGGUCUGCAACGAGAGGUUUCGCAGUGCAACGCGACUUGGCAAUCACCAGAGAGUCCACUUUGAACCACAGAGACCCCACAAGUGUGAAUUCCCAGGAUGCGAGAAAACUUUCAUCACCUUCAGUGCCCUCUACUCCCACAACCGCACUCACUUCAGAGAAACCGGACACUUCACCUGCACUUACCCAGGAUGUGGCAAGAUGUAUGAUAAAGCCUGUCGUCUGAAGAUCCAUUUGCGAAGUCAUACUGGUGAGAGGCCAUUUGUUUGUGACUCAGAAGGGUGUGGCUGGUCCUUUACAAGCAUGUCAAAAUUGCUUCGUCACAAACGAAAACAUGAUGAUGAUCGGCGCUUCGUCUGCACAGAGGAAGGUUGUGGCAAAUCCUUUACUCGGGCAGAGCACCUCAAAGGUCACAGUAUCACUCAUCUAGGCACUAAGCCCUUUCAGUGCCAUGUUGAAGGUUGCAAUGUUAAAUUUUCAGCUCGCAGCAGCCUCUACAUCCACACAAAGAAACAUAAGCAGGACACAAGCAUCCCUCGAACUCGAUGUCCUGUUGCCGACUGCUCAAAGCAGUUCUCUUCCCGCAGCACCCUUAGGAGUCACAUGCUUAAACAACACCAGCUUAGCCCUGAUGCAAUGACCCAGAUGGAGACCACACCCACCCUGACACCUAGCAGCGAACUGGUUAGCCCGAUUCCAGUCACAGUUUCUGGGUCAAGUAUUCCUGGAAGUGACCAACUGACUAACUUGGAUCUCAGCUCUCUUUUCUCAAAUGUGCCUGGAUCCAACACAUCACCCGCCGGUGUUGGUAUUCCUAUCAGUGGAAGCACCGCAAACUCCAAUGGCACUUUAACUAUGGACCUUUCCAUGGUCAGCUCAAGCAUCCUGACAAUAGACCAAUCUACAGUUGGCACAGCUCUUUGCACUUCAGACAGCAGCACAUUGGCCAGGCCCAUGGACCCUCUCAUUCUAACACCUAGUAUUGAAAUGGGUCCCCAUCACAGUUUGGGUAGCACAGUGGGGGAUGUUUUACCUCCUCAGGGCACCCUCAAUCUUGAUGAUGUGCAGAGUGUGACACCAGAGGCCUUGGGAGCACUUACAUCUCUUUCCAUGCAGGGUCCAAGUGCCCUUACAGAGCCCACACUUCAGCACCAACUCAGCUCCUCCAAUGCUCUUGUCGUAGAAAGUUCAGCUUCUGUUGCAGUUGCUCCUGUUGCAGAACUGAUAUCCUCAUCUGCGAAGAUGGUAGAGAAUGGUGGCUCUGCAAGGACAGACUACAGAGCCAUUCAGCUAGCCAAACGGAAGAAGCAGAUCUGUCCUUCAGUCUCUGGGGGAACUGGACCGAGUCAGAGAAAAUCAAAAGGAGUCAAAUCCACGCCAUCGAGUGCUCGCCAUUGUGAAGGACCAGCACCUGCUUGUGGCGGCCUACUUCUGCGUGACUCUGUCUCCGGGACUCAAUUUGUCCAAAUUCAGCUAUUACAGGAUGACCCAGCCAGUGAUGGUGAUCUAGCCUUUCAGCUCAGCUCCCAACCCUCCGCCUCUCACUCUCAGCUUACCGUUGACCUUCCUGUCAACAUUUUACAGGAAACUACCGUAAUCACAGAGGAAAACAGUGGCUCUGACAACUCUCAAUUCACAGGAAGCACAAUUAACCUUCAAGACCUAGAGUGACCGACCACACUUUUUUCCUUCCUUGCCACUGGAUGAUGUUAACUUGAGGAAAAUUACAGCCAAGUUCCACUAAUAUUUUAUAUGCGAUUUAUUGAAGACUGGGAUGAUGGUUAUCCAAUCAUCAACUUUCUAUCUUUAUGGACAUACGUAUGCUCGAGCUUCAUCAACCACACAAACACGGGCGGUAAAAAUAAGCUUUGAUAUUUACAGCAAGUCACUGACACAUUUUGUGUUAAACCUGAGCGCAGUCAAAUUCAGACACUUGGAUUCAUCUUUCUUUAUUUCCGCAUUAAUAAAAUAUUUGCUUUUGUGCCACGUGGUUUGCAUGUCACAGUUUGAUGUGUUUACACUAUUUUUGCUGUCAACACACGUGGGUGCAAACAUUCACAUUUAGCUAUUUCCCCCCAAUUUCCAUUGCCUGCUAACUUUAAAACAGUAACAGAAAAACCCUGUUUGAAAAUAAAUUCCUGUACAAUGUGUGUGUGUGUUGAAGGAUGUUGAUUCAUUAAUGAGCUUUAUGAAGGUAUCUGGAGCAAUUCCUAUGGGGCAGAGCCAAAUAGACUAAUAAAAUAUGUGAAAGCACAGUCAUUAGGGCCCGAGCACUAAGCGUGCGAAGGCCCUAUUGUUUUGCAAAGGAUUAUUUAUUUAUUUAUUUUUUUUUCAGGGUAAAUGAAAACGGCCAAUUUGGAGGCCUGAACAUGCACGAAAAGUCAUCAAAAUUUGCACAUACGUGCGGAAAAUUGUAAAUUUAGAUAAUUUUGCAACGUUGCAAAAAAAUAACAAAAUGGCUCAGUGGCGCCCCCUUGAAAUUUUAAAAUUGGCCUAUAACAUUAGGGUCUGUCAGCGUAGAGCAGUGCUUCUCAAUUAUUUUCUGUUACGCCCCCCCAAGGAAGACGUAAAUGUUUCGCGCCCCCCCAACUCUCUGCCGCCACUGUAAAUAGUAUCAUUCGUCUUUAUUACUAUUAUAAGUACGCCUCAGCCUAACAUUGUGUCCUUUUUUUUCUAUUAAAGAAAAAAAGUAACAUAGAUCAACUUAUAAUAAAGUAUAACUUUUUUAACAUUGUGUUGCUUGUAACAGAAAAGACUUAACGCGCAUCAAUUUGCCUGAAGUUAAAAAAAAAAAAAAAAAAAAGUCACAUCCAAACUGUAAAAAUACACUCAAGGUACAUUUUUGACCAUUUGAUACUGAAAAAUAAAAUGUAAUAAAAUCAGUAAAUAAUAACAAAUUCAAAUUGAUUAGAAACAUUUACUCUUCAGGACGACAUGCCAAAAAAUUUGACCGAAAAAAAACAAAACUGAAUAGAAGGGGGGAAAAAGGUCUUUGGACAGAAGGAAAGUUUUUAUUUUCGCUGAUUCACCACAGUGCUCACUGGUUUACUGAUAUAACACUGACAAAGCAGGACGAUUGUGACAAUUGGCUAUUCGGCACGUUUUCGCUGAAAAACAAUCAAGCGGCUUAUCAAUGAGAUUGAGGUCUAAUGUCUUUAAGUGGCGUCUUAACUGAUUUGGCUUCUCCGCUAUAAUCAUUUUUACACUCAGUAAACAGUGGUCUUUCCUCAUUUCCCACUAUAUUAAAAGUCAAAGGCAAACUGCCCGAAAAAAGCGCAUUCUCGGCGGCCGAGGGAGAACCGUAGGUGAGGGCGGUGGUCGUGACGAUCCCAAGCCGAAAACGGCACUUCUCGGCCGGACACGUGAGAAUCGAAGAAGACAGUGGGUCGCUGCGUGAGUCCGGCUCUGCAUGAGUCUCUUCCGUGUGCUCUUGCUUACUUCAAAAAUACUGCACGCACUUGAAAAUGAGAGCGCCACUGCCACCCACGGAGUGGAUGUGCAAGUACACUUUAUUCUAGUACGGCAAAAAAAAAAAAAAAAAAACAUGUUCCCCGAGUUCACUCGCGCCCCCCCUGGCAUCGCUCUGCGCCCCCCUGGGGGGGCGCGCCCCACCAUUUGAGAAGUACUGGCGUAGAGCAAUGAAAUUUGGGGAGUCUAUACCUUGUCUAAAACCGCUCCAAAAAAGCACUGGCACCCAUAUUCCAAACCCAACAGGAAAUCGGUUAUUUUGGAUCGAAUAUGAAAUUUUUAUCGAUUUACAGGGUGCACAUUUGAGACCUUUUCGCCGAGGGAGUUAGUUGGAUCAUCUUCAAAAUUGGUGAGACUGUUCAGGAGACAUAUGAGAUCUUAAGUUUCUAAAAUGGUGCGUUUUCAUUCACGGGUCUGACCUGGGCGUGGUGCCAAAGUCGGCCAUUUUUUCGGCAAAACACCGAAUUCAGUAAAUGACUAAUAAUUCCUUGACACAACUUUCAAUCUUUUUCAUAUCUGCCAUGUAUAUGCGGUAUCCCAGCCUGAACACGACUGCAUUGAAAUAUUACCCAUUAGGCCUAGCGCCCCCUAGUGAGAACAGGAAAUGCCUUUUUUUACGAGACAGGUUCCUCCUCCAAGGGAAAAAAAUCUGUUGUCCUCAAACCUGCAUCAGGGGAGCCUUAAGACCUGUGUUCAGGUGCCUGAUGAAAAAUAUUGAGGUUUAGUUGAGGCGGAGGGGUCCAAACAGGAAAGUGAAAAUGACCGUCAACAAUUUGUCACGCAAAAAACUUUGAACAGUCAUAACUCGGCAGAUAAACAACAUAUCUACGCCAAACUUCCCGUGCUUGUUGAGAGUCAUACCCUGAAGGGUCUUGUAGGGGUCAUUUGCAUCAACUCUACAGUGCCAACUAGUGGCGACAGAAAGGAGUUUUAAAAAAAGGCCUUUGCUAUUGGGUUUUUUCAACGUAGAGCAAUGAAAUUUGGGGAGUCCAUACCUUAUGCAAAACUGCUCCAAAAAGUCUCUUGUACCAUUUUCCAAAUCCAACAGAAAAUCGGGUAUGUUGGAUCGAAUGUGAAAUUUUUAUCCAUUUGUAGUACAGUUUACAUUUGGAGGCCUGAACAUGCACGAAAACUCACCAAAUUUUGCACAUACAUGCGGCUUUGCGUGUAUUUGAAUAAUCUUGCGACGUUACAAAAAAAUGUAACAAAAGGGCUCAGUGGCGCCCCCUUGAAUUUUUCAAAAAGGCGUUUCCUAUUAGGUUUUUUUAACGUAGAGAAAUGAAAUUUGGGGAGUCGAUACCUUGUGCAAAACUGCUCCAAAAAGUCUCUUGAACCCAUAUUCCAAACCCAACAGGAAAUUGGGUAUUUUGAUCGAAUGUGAAGUUUUAUCAAUUAACAGGGUGCACAUUUGAGACCUUGUAACAGAGGGAGUUAGUUGGAUCAUCUUCAAAAUUGGUGAGACUAUUCAGGAGACAUAAGAGAUCUAAAAUUUUCUAAAUGGUGCGUUUUUAUUGACAUGUCUGACCUGGGCGUGGACUUAAGUCGGCCAUUUUUUCAGCAAAAUGACAAAUUCAAUAAAAGACUAAUAGCUCCUUGACACAACGUUCAAUCUUUUUCAUAUCUGGCAUGUAUGUGCGGGAUCCCACCCUUAACACGAGUGCAUUGAAAAAUUACCCAUUAGGCUAAGCGCCCCCUAUUGGGAACAGGAAAUGCCUUCUUUUACUAAACAGGCUCCUCCUCCAAGGAAAAAAAAUAUAUUCACCUGAAACCUGCAUCAGGGGAGCCAUAAGACGUGUUCAGUUGCCUGAUGAAAAAUACUGAGGUUUGGUUGAAGCAGAAGAGUCCAACAGGAGAAGUGAAAAUGACUGAAGCCAUUUCGUCUCACCACAAGUUUUGAACAGUCAUAACUUCUACAACAUAUCUGCGCCAAACAUCUCGUGCUUGUUGAGUCAUACUCUGAAGGGUCCUGUAGGGGUCAUUUGCAUCAACCCUACAGCGCCAACUAGUGGCAAUAGAAAGUCACUCAUUUUUCUAAUAUAUGUCCAGUUCUUUUCAGGUUGGUCAUCAUAGUUUCAAGACCUUUUGAAAUAUUUAUUUUACGGCCCAUGUCCACAUGUCUCUGUCUGUUGCCGUGACAACCCUUUAUUUGCUCCUUUUUUGUAGUACUCUGUCCAAUAGGGGUUUUUAUCUCUUAGGUGUGUGAAUGUAAAGAGGCAACGUUCAAGCAUGUUAGGUUCUAAUGAGAUGAUUAGAGAGGACGAUCUGCCACCACCCUGACCUGCUCACUUUCCGAGUUGCGUGCCGUCCGAGUUGCGCUAGAUUGCGAGGGCCCGUUCAGUCCUGCUUGCAGGCCUAGUUGUUGUUUGUUUCUUGACCCUCGUUAGGACCCAGGCAGCACUGUUCUGGAUGUGCUAGAGCUUCUGGGUUCUCUUGAAAGUAGUCCUGAAAAAGAGUCUAGUACUAUAAUCAAUCCUUGCGAAGAUGAAGAUAUGGACCUUUGCAGCAUCCAGUGUGUUUUGAAGUUAAAUGCUGCCUGAUGGCCCGGAACAAGAAAAAAAAUCCACUCCCGAACAAGCGGCCUUAAUUGUGCUAUAUGGAGUUUGUCACCUUUUUUUUUUCUCGUGACUGCCACCUCCGGCCUAAAGUGUAACUGCAGCCUGUGUUUAGCUCUGCAUGACGCACACACUUGUACGAGCACGAAGAUAAAGCUGUGAGCGUUU
Molecule: messenger RNA, 8245 nt
Organism: Corythoichthys intestinalis (scribbled pipefish)
Lineage: Eukaryota; Metazoa; Chordata; Actinopteri; Syngnathiformes; Syngnathidae
Product: zinc finger protein ZXDC
Exons: 10
Coding region: 213-3728 (1171 amino acids)
Biological process (GO): regulation of transcription by RNA polymerase II
Cellular component (GO): nucleus
Molecular function (GO): transcription coregulator activity
Source: RefSeq, a predicted model, not a curated record